AUGCUAUCUAUCUAUCUAUCUAUCUAUCUAUCUAUCUUUUUUUUUCAUUCAGUUUCUAUCUAUCUAUCUAUCUAUCUAUCUAUCUAUCUAUCUAUCUAUCUAUCUCAGUCUCUUUCUUUCUCAUUCAGUUUCUAUCUAUCUAUCUAUCUAUCUAUCUAUCUAUCUAUCUAUCUAUCUAUCUAUCUAUCUAUUUCAGUCUGCACAUAUCUACUUCAGGCUGUUCCUAUCUAUCUAUCUAUCUAUCUAUCUAUCACGGCAUAUUCUUUAUAUAUCUAUGACUGCGGUUCCGUAGCGCAAUUUUGGUCAGAUGUCUAUCUAUCUAUCUAUCUAUCUAUCUAUCUAUCUAUCUAUCUCAGUUUGUUCUAUAGUUAUCUCAGUUUGUUGAUUAUCUAUCUAUCUGUUCAACGUGUAUUUGUUCAAUAUCUAUCUAUCUAUCUCAGUCUGUCCAGAUCUAUCUAUCUAUAUCAGUAUGUUAAUACUUAUAUCUAUCUAUCUAUCUAUCUAUCUAUCUAUCUAUCUAUCUAUCUAUCUAUCUAUCUAUCUAUCUAUCUAUCUCAGUUUGUUCAAUAUCUAUCUAUCUAUCUAUCUCAGUUUGUUCCAUUAUCUAUCUAUCUAUCUAUCUAUCUAUCUAUCUAUCUAUCUAUCUAUCUAUCUCAGUUUGUUCAAUAUCUAUCUAUCUAUUCAUCUAUCUAUCUAUCUAUCUAUCUAUCUAUCUAUCUCAGUUUGUUCAAUAUCUAUCUCAGUUUGUUCAAUAUCUAUCUAUCUAUCUAUCUAUCUAUCUAUCUAUCUAUCUAUCUCAGUUUGUUCAAUAUCUAUCUAUCUAUCUCAGUUUGUUCAAUAUCUAUCUAUCUAUCUAUCUAUCUAUCUAUCUAUCUAUCUAUCUCAGUUUGUUCAAUAUCUAUCUAUCUAUCUAUCUAUCUAUCUAUCUAUCUCAGUUUGUUCAAUAUCUAUCUCAGUUUGUUCAAUAUCUAUCUAUCUAUCUAUCUAUCUAUCUAUCUAUCUAUCUAUCUAUCUAUCUAUCUCAGUUUGUUCAAUAUCUAUCUAUCUAUCUCAGUUUGUUCAAUAUCUAUCUAUCUCUCUAUCUAUCUAUCUAUCUCCGUUUGUUCCAUUAUCUAUCUAUCUAUCUAUCUAUCUAUCUAUCUAUCUAUCUGUAUACAACGUGUUGGCAACCAUUAUCUAUCUAUCUAUCUAUCUAUCUAUCUAUCUAUCUAUCUAUCUAUCUAUUUAUCUAUCUAUCUGUCACGCACUGUUCAUAUCUAUCUCCUCUUUCUUUCUUUCUUUCUAUUUAUCACGCACUACUCAUGUCUACCUCCUUUUUCUUUCUUUCUUUCUUUCUUUCUUUCUAUCUAUCUAUAUUUCUAUCUGCCACGCACUGUUCAUAUCUAUCUAUCUUUCUUUCUUUCAUUCUAUUUAUCACGCACGAUUCAUGUCUAUCUAUCUAUCUAUCUAUCUAUCUAUCUAUCUAUCUAUCUAUCAGGCACUGUUCAUAUCUAUCUAUCUAUCUAUCUUUCUCUCACGCAUUGUUCAUAUCUAUCUCCUCUUUCUUUCUUUCUUUCUUUCUUUCUUUCUUUCUAUUUAUCACGCACUAUUCAUGUCUUUCUCCUUUUUCUUUCUUUCUUUUUCUUUCUUUCUUUUUUUUUUUCUAUCUAUCUAUCUAUCUAUCUAUCUAUCUAUCUAUCUAUCUAUCUAUCAGGCACUGUUUAUAUCUAUCUAUCUAUCUAUCUAUCUAUCUAUCUAUCUUUCUUUCUUUCUUUCUUUCUUUCUAUUACGCAUUGUUCAUAUCUAUCUCCUCUUUUUUUCUUUCUUUCUUUCUUUCUAUUUAUCACGCACUAUCCAUGUCUUUCUCCUUUUUUUCUUUCUUUCUUUCUUUCUUUCUUUCUUUCUUUCUUUCUUUCUUUCUUUCUUUUACGACCUUCAUUCUCACUCUCUAUCCAUAUGUCUAUGUCUCUCUCUCUAUAUAUCUGUUCCACCCUCUCUCUCUCUCAGUCUGUUCAUAUCUGUCUAAAUAUAUUUUCAUCUAUCACAAAAAUUCAUAUCUAUCUAUCUAUCUAUCUAUCUAUCUAUCUAUCUAUCUAUCUAUCUAUCUCAGUCUGUGCAUUAUCUAUCUAUCUAUCUGGAAUGCAGUUCUGCCACACGCUUAGUAGGAGUUAG
This is a messenger RNA of Acanthosepion pharaonis, 2151 nucleotides long. The record is from the annotation of a GenBank genome assembly. NCBI's taxonomy places the organism in Eukaryota, Metazoa, Mollusca, Cephalopoda, Sepiida, Sepiidae.